UGUUAAGCUCGUUCGGUCGUAUGACCUUGUGGCACUUUGUAGGUUGCACAGGAGCGUGGUAAAUCAAGCAAUGACUAAUUACAUCUGUUUGCUCAGAGAUAGGAUAAUUAACGAGACGCGAUUCGAAAAUAGCAAGCUGGAUGGCUUGGCUGAAAAUAAUGCGCAGCUACUGAGAAGAAUAUUAAAACUUGAAGAUUCGUUAAAUUACUUGAAGAAUAUUCAACCUAGUGAAACAACACAAUAUGAACUAACUGAUAAAUUCAUUGGAAGUACCUUCAACGAUCAGUAUUCAUCUAUUCAUUAUAAUCCUAUUUCUGAACAAAAACUAUUCUCAUCUCAACAAGGCUUAUAUAACAAUUUACAAACAAUAAAUUUUGAUAAACGUUUACAAGCUAUGGAAAUGAAAUUACGUAAUCUUUUUACUGAAGGAAAUACAUCAAAUAUUUUAAGUAAAUAUGCUAUAAAAAUAGUAACGGAAACUUAUCAUCCUAUUGAAUGUACAAAUCAACAUUGUACAGAUUUUUGUCAAAAUGCUGAAUAUACACCGUCAAAAAUGAAUGAAUGCUUACAUUUAAAUUUGAAUGGAUUACAAUCUUGUAGCCGUUGUUUAAAUCCAUCAGCUCGUAGUCAGUGUACUAUUCAAACACCUAAUGCGUUCAAUAAAAAUUCACAGUUUGAUAAAUCAGUACAAACAACAGACUAUGAUCGUAAAAAUGUGAUCAUGAAUUCAAUAUGUAGUCGAAAUAAAACACUUACAGGUGAACAUCAAAUGGUCGCCAAUUCAGUUACAUCAGAUUGUAUGGGCAUGAUGAAGAAUUCACUAAUUGUACCUACCUCUCCUGAUAAUUCAUGUGUAAUUAAAACAAAUCUUCUCAAUAAUAAUAAUGAUGAUGCUGAAUCCAUUUCAAAGUUUACAUCAAGUGAAUGUCUUGAUAUAGUUGAAUCGCCUGACUCUCAAAUAAGUGUAUUAAAACAAGACUGUUACAAUCAUUUGAAAACUGAACAAAAUAAAAGUCAACGAAAUAGUAUUCAUCAACUGAAACAAUCGCAUAACUUCGAAUCUGGAUUGAAUAAUGAAGGGAAUUAUCAUGAUAUUGACAAAACACCAGCUACUUCAAGAUCUUAUAAACGAAGUAAACUUUUCUAUCCUAAUUGUCAUUAUGCAUCUAUGGGACGAUGUUUAGAUAAUUCUCAUAAACAAUCUGUACUCGAAUCGUCAUUUGAAACAAUAUAUGAUCAGACGAAAAUUUGGUGAUUAAACAAUUAUAGGUAGCACAAAGCGCACACUUUUCAAACGUAUCUCUAAACACUAUCCUGAAUGUAAAUCAAUUAACAGUUCAAUUCUUGAAUAUCUGGUCAACUGUGGACAUAAAGCUAGACUAGAAUCCUCCUACAGUGUUUUUUAUCAUGUCAAAUGGAAUAGUUCAAUAGGAGUAGGACUUUAACAGUUGUGCACAGCGGAGGCACUGGCAAUUCAUCAAUUCAAGCCUGAUCUCUGCGUACAAACGAAGAAGUAUGUUCAAUCUCUCAUCUUACCAUGAUCUUAACACUUUCAUAAUGUCUUCGAUUUCAUUCUAAUUAGUUAGAUUGUUAUCAUCACCUUCAUUAUGACCCUUGUCUCAUUCUUCACCUUCUCUACAUCCAUCCAUCUAUCUAUCUAUCUACCAAGUGGACACUCAAUAUUCGCGUUUCUUAUCUACCAACAAUUUUCACCUUGUCAAACUCCUCGCCUUCCUCGAUAUUUCUACUGACUUAGAUUAUUACGCAACUACUUUGCAUUCUUGAUUCUGGUUCGUUUUUUAGCACUAGGUUAAUGAUGUAAUUAUACCCUAUUGUUUUAUAAUCGACUGUUAUGUAGACUGUUUAUGAUAUAUACAUGAAUACGAUUGUACAGCUUUAGAAAAUGAUAUCGUGGAAAAAGAAUAUUUUCUUCGCCCAAUUAUCUCUUCUCUAUGACGCAAUGGGCAUGUUUCGUAGUGUUAUCAAUUCGUUCCUCCUUAUUCACAGUGACCCAUUUUCUAUCUCUUCUACUUGAACAACCCCCACCUCCAUCGAUUGUAUAUUUUGCAUAUUAAUUGAGCAACUCCCUUUUCAGUGUAAUUGUCUGUCACUUUACUGAGUAUAAAUACAACUACUGUACAGCUUGAUAAUGAAGUCAUUGGCUAGAAAUAUUUCUUCUUCGCUGA
Messenger RNA from Heterobilharzia americana, 2186 nucleotides. The record is from the annotation of a GenBank genome assembly. Lineage: Eukaryota; Metazoa; Platyhelminthes; Trematoda; Strigeidida; Schistosomatidae.